GGGAUUCUCAUUCUCAUUCCACCAAGUAGCUUCCACAUCCUCUGCCAUUGGCCUUUCCAGAAUUCAUUUUUUCUUCCCAUUGCUCCCACUUUCCUUUUCUUCCUUUCGGCACUCAAUGCUUAGUGGGCCCUGGUUGCACUAACCCAUGACUCAAUUCCCUUGAUCUCGACAGUCGGCCAUGAUAGUCUUCAAAAUAUUUAACUUCUCCCCCUUCUUCUACUUUGGCAUCUUCAUUUAUGUUGGCUUGCAAUAUCAAUGGCUGCUAAAACAAGUGAAUACUCCUUGGAAACCAACGACAGUUGCAUGUUUGGAUCACUUUUAAGUUGGCGUCCUCUAAGGUUAAUCACAUGCUGGCUAAUAUUCCUUAUGUUGUUAAAACUCAGUAAUUCAGCUGAGAAGCCUGAUGUAGAAGGUGAAGCUUUGGUUGAAUUUAUAAAGGCUCUCAAUCAUUCCAAUACUCCAUUUAUAGAAUGGAGUGAUCAUUUUGUGAGCCCAUGCUAUAGUUGGUCAGACGUCACUUGUAGGAGUGGAAAUGUCGUAUCUGUGAGACUGGCUUCAAAGGGAUUUUCUGGAACGCUUUCACCUUCAAUUACCAAACUGAAAUUCUUGGUUAACUUGGAAUUACAGGACAAUAAUCUCUCUGGUGUGCUACCUGAUUACUUUGCACAAAUGACGCAACUUAAAAAUCUAAAUCUUUCAAAUAAUAAUUUCAAUGGCUCUAUUCCUGUCACCUGGGGCCAGCUUUCAAGUCUGAAGCAUUUGGUAUUGAGGGGAAACCAUUUAUCUGGACCCAUUCCUGAUUCAAUUGCAAACAUUACUGGGCUGACAGAACUGGACCUUUCAUCUAAUGAUUUAUCUGGGAGAAUCCCUGCGCAACUCUUUUCAAUUCUGUCAUUUAAUUUUACAGGAACACAUCUUACUUGUGACCCUAGCUUGAAGCAACCUUGUGUUUCUAGCUCUUCUCUUCCAGUUUCAACCAGAAAGAAAACACUUGAAGUGGUGAUAACUUCUGCCAGUUGUGGUGCAUUCCUGCUUUUGGCACUUGGGGCUAUGUUUUCAUACCGAUACCAUUAUGUGCGCAAACUCAAACAUGAAGUGUUUGUUGAUGUUUCUGGUGAAGAUGAUCGGAAAAUUCUCUUUGGCCAACUGAGAAGAUUUUCUUUGCGUGAACUCCAAUUUGCAACUGAGAAUUUUAGUGAAAACAACAUAAUUGGACAUGGAGGUUUUGGAAAGGUUUACAAAGGUUUCCUCUCAGACAACACAAAGGUUGCUGUGAAACGCCUUACAGAUUAUCACAGUCCUGGUGGAGAGGCUGCGUUCCAAAGAGAAGUUCAACUUAUAAGUGUUGCAGUUCACAGGAAUUUAUUGAAGUUGAUAGGGUUUUGUACAACCUCAUCCGAGAGGAUUCUUGUUUAUCCAUUCAUGCAAAAUCUUAGUGUUGCAUACCACUUAAGAGAUUUAAAACCUGGAGAAAAAGGCUUGGACUGGCCAACAAGGAAACAUGUGGCUUUUGGUGCAGCCCAUGGCUUGGAAUAUCUACAUGAGCAUUGCAAUCCUAAGAUUAUACAUCGUGAUCUAAAGGCUGCCAAUAUCCUAUUAGAUGAUGAUUUUGAACCUGUUCUUGGGGAUUUUGGGCUGGCAAAGCUGGUUGAUACAAAAUUGACUCAUGUUACCACUCAAGUGCGUGGCACCAUGGGUCACAUUGCCCCAGAAUAUUUGUCUACCGGAAAAUCAUCAGAAAAGACAGAUGUGUUUGGAUAUGGUAUAACACUUCUUGAACUUGUAACUGGUCAGCGUGCAAUAGAUUUUGCUCGGCUUGAAGAGGAAGAGGAUGUUCUUCUGCUUGAUCAUAUCAGGAAGUUACAGAGAGAAUAUAGGCUGGAUGACAUUGUGGACAAUAACUUGAAGACUUAUGAGCCAAGAGAAGUUGAGACUAUUGUUCAGGUAGCAUUACUCUGCACUCAAAGCUCACCCGAGGACCGACCAACAAUGGCACAAGUGGUGAAAAUGAUGCAGGGAGAGGGUCUGGCAGAGAGAUGGGCUGAGUGGGAGCAGCUUGAAGAAGUUAGGAAUCAGGAGUACGCCCUCAUGCCUCACAACUUUACUUGGGCUGAUGAGUCGACGUACGAUCCAGAAGCUAUACAGUUAUCCAAGGCAAGAUAAGGCUUUUGGGAACCAAAAAUCAAUUUUGAAACCAACCUUUUGAAUCAUAUGGUUGUAUAUUCCAGGAGAAAAAAAAAACAAAAAAAAACAAAAACAAAAGGGAAACAAUAUAUGGACAAGUCCAGAUUAGCUUUCUCUAAUCAUGGCCAUGUAUACCCAGACAUGUGCUUUGUUGUAAAAUUAGCUUGUGUUGGCAAGUAUUUGCCUUUGUUACGUUCACAAUUAAUAUAUUGUGUUGUAUGUAUUUAAGGAUCA
Molecule: messenger RNA, 2418 nt
Organism: Quercus robur (English oak)
Lineage: Eukaryota; Viridiplantae; Streptophyta; Magnoliopsida; Fagales; Fagaceae
Product: probable LRR receptor-like serine/threonine-protein kinase At5g63710
Exons: 12
Coding region: 256-2163 (635 amino acids)
Biological process (GO): protein phosphorylation
Molecular function (GO): protein kinase activity; protein binding; ATP binding
Source: RefSeq, a predicted model, not a curated record